ACUUUUUUCAACUGAAAAAUUUUACUUUUUCAAUAGUAGAUAUUUUAUUAAUUUUGUGUGCUGCUGUUUUUAGCAAAAAUCCGUAAAAAAUUGCAAAUUUAUUAAAGAAAUUUACAACUUUUGAGAAUGGCAAGUCCAUUGGAAGGAGCUUUGGAAAUUCUAAGGAUGUGUCUGAUAUAAUGACCGAUAGUUUCAAGACCCAGCUCGUCAAUAUGGGUACUCGUGCUCAAGCCUUUAAGGCAAAGUUACGUUGCCUUCAUGAAUAUCAUGUACGUCUAUUACAUAAUGUCUUACCGGCGCCCUCUGGUGCUGACAUCGCUAACAAUAUUAAAUAUUUCUCUCAAACUCUAUUAACUGUCCUUAAAGAUGUACGUACCUCUCCACAUGAACUUAUACGCGAUCCUACUGAAGAUCCCACACGUAUGUCCGCCUAUCCCAAUCUUGAAUAUGGAAAUCUAUAUAAUGCUCUUACUAUGCUCAUUGAUGUAGCACCCUGUAUACAAUAUGGUCAAUUAGCUUUUGGCCGAGCUCUAUUACAAUGUUUAUGCUGUAUCUUACCGUUUUUAGAUAAAGAUUUAAUUGAUAAUUUACCCUAUUUAGCUAGCUCUACUAUAUCUGUCUUACCCCCAGCUUUACAUCAAGAUAUUGUUAAUGCUCUAUGUUAUUAUAUCUUGCCAUUCACUAUAACUCGCCGAAGUGCUGAUGAACAGGAGUCUCAAGCCUGUCAAUCGGUAUCAUCGGUUAUAAUGAUGGUUCUACAAUAUUCCAAUAAUCCUGCCCAUCAUUGUCAGCUAUUGGAAUGUCUUAUGACUCUUAAACAUAAUGUAGUUAAGGAUAUUUUAUGUGUUGUUGCUUACGGUACUGCUGUAUCUAGAUCAUCAGCGGCCAAAUUAUUAUUUUACUAUUGGCCAGCCUUUGAUCCUAAUCUGUUUGAUCGUAAAGUGUUACUCUCAAAAUUAACCAAUGAUUUAGUCCCAUUUGUGUGCCAACGUGAAAAUUGUCCCAAUUCCGGUAAUGCUGAAGCGGCCAAAGUGUGUUUUGAUCACAGCAUUAGCAUUACUUACGCCCCUGACUGUCCUCCUCCACUGUAUCUGUGUAUCGAGUGUGCCAAUGAGAUACAUCGGGAACAUGCCAAUCUUGAGUUCGGUGACAUAUUACAUCCCAUGCAACAGGUGUCCAUGGUGUGUGAGAAUAAAAACUGUCGCUCUACGGAGAAAUCGGCAUUUUCUAUUUGUUUUUCCACUGAAUGUGCCAGUUACAAUGGUAAUCAUCCCAUACGUUAUUGUUCCCAGUGUCAUAGUAAUCGUCAUAAUUCUCGACGUGGUGGUGAUCAUGUCGUUCAUCGUAGUCUGCCUCCAGCCUGGCAAAUGGAUCCUGAAAUGCAAAUGCAUAUGGUGGAGUGUGUGGUGAGUUUGUUGCGCGAGGCCAAACCCAUAAACUUUGAACCGGGCAAAGAGAGUUCGGAUUCAAAGAAAAAUGGUGCUAGUGCUACUGGAGGUAAUGGUAUUAUGCCUGAUGCCAUUACUCUGGAGGAACGUCAAAUGUUGGGCCGAUAUGGCAUUUGGUUAUUGGUGGGACGUUGUACUCCCACCGCUGAUACUCCAGUUGAAAUUCUGGGUAGAAUAUUAAGCAUGCUCUUCCACUGGUUCCAUGUUACCGCCUAUUCCUAUGAUGCAGGACAAAUUGAAAGUACUAUAGAGAAAUUAAAAACGGAGCAUGUGGUGGAUUGGCUUAAGGAAAUCUGCCGCAUUCACUAUUCCGUCUUUACUUCCUGUUUAUUGCCGCAUCCCCCAGAAUACGGUCGUGUUGGUGGUCAUUGGGAAACUUUGGCUUCACGCACUGCCCAUCUCAAGGAGGGUCUGCAACGUUUAAUCUGUUUGGUCCCCUAUGAGGUCAUAACUUCUGAAAUUUGGGAUUAUGUUAUGCCACAUUGGAUGGAGGCCAUAACCAAUGAUGUUUCCGAAAAGGAACUCAAUGAAUUAAAAAUUGUUUUAAGUAAAAUUUUAGAUCCUGAAAUGUCCCCUUUGGGUUUUGAUGCCAAAACUAUGUAUAAUUUUGUGGCUAUACGUUUUGAAAAGACCACCGCCAAAGUUCAACAGCAGGCUUUACGUUGGCUACAGAUUCUUUCCAAAUUAGGUAUUUUGAUACCUUUAGUUCAACUUUUCGCCAUGUUUGGUGAUGGUGUGCGCAUCAUGAAGUAUGGUGUACAACAUGAAUUAAUGCGCGAAAAGGACGGUGCUCCCAAGGGAGGUGUUAAGGCUGUAUCUAAAGAUACAAAGGAUAAUCCUCCACGUAGAAGUUCGAUAUCUCCCGUUGUUGAGGAUGACUCGGGUAAUACUUCUGCUAUUUCCGAUGAUGAGGCUCCCACUAAUCGUCAUACCGAAUUCUCUACCGAUGCUGAACACAAUUUAACCUGUUGCAUAUUAAUGUUGGAUAUUUUAUUGAAACAAAUGGAGUUGCAAGAUAUAGAACAACACAUGGGCAUUCACACUUCGGUAUGUGAAGAUGUUUCACGUCUAAUGAAAUGCAUGGUUACAGCCGCUCGUGUUGGUCUUAGUAGUCAUGUGUGUUCUUUGAAGGUCGCAGAGUGCGCCUAUUGCGAGGCCUCUAUAAUGUGGCAUCAAUUGUCAACAAAGAUUGUGCAAUUCAUGGCUCCCUUAAAUCCUUUAAGGCCACCAGAUGUUCCCAUUGAAGACAUAAUCGAAGAAGAGAAAUCCUCACGCAAAAGUCCCCCAGAAAGUGAUAAGGAAAAAUCCCGUGAACGUGAUGUAUCACUAUCUAUGGCCCCUUUACCCAUACCCUUGGGACCCUUAGGAGGAUUUUCAGACCUUUUUAAGCUCGAUCCAUUUUUUACAGACGAUGGAAAAAUUAUUAUUAUGGCAGGUCCAGUGCCGGUGGCUGUACCACAACCCGAACCCCAUUCUGUGGGUGGCGUUUUAGUGCAUAUGCCGCAUGUCUGUUCGAAAAACGAUAAUGGCCAAUCGGUUGAUAGUAUUGAAUUGAGAAAAGUUCACGCUACAGACGAGAUCAUGACGGCUACCGUAGAAACGGUUUCUGAACAAUUAGAUUUAGCCUCUAUAUUGCCCGCUGAUCGUGCCAUAGCUAGAUCUAUAACUUUAUCCGAUGCGGAUGUGGGCAGUGCUAAUGUUAGUGUUACCAAAGCUUCUGUCUUGGGUGGUGAUAAUGGUGUGGGCAAUGGCAGCUCUGGUGGUGCUUGCGGUUUAGACAAUGGCAGUCUUUCUGGUGAGGAUGAGGAAGAAGAAGAUGGUGAAGAUUUUUGGCAUACUUCGGUGGGGAAAUUUAAAUUUUCCUUAGAUCAAUUGCCUCAAAGUUUGCAGUAUAUACAUCAACUAUUAACGGAAAUUCCCACUAUUAAAAAACCCGAAAUUCUUUACUAUGUUUUGCAUUGUCUUAAUGUUAUGACUCUACAUGGCGAUGCCUUGGCCAAGGCUGCCCGAGAGCAUCGUGGAUUUUUUAUCUGGUGUCAAGAGAAUUUACUUAUAAAGAAUCUUUGGGAACUCUGCAAUGCCGAACAUUCCCACAUUUGUCAAGUUGGUGUACCCUUGCUGUUACACUGCAUAACAUUGCCUUUGGGAUCUGAUGUCUUUUGGCGUGUGGUUCAGGAGGCGUUUCAUGAUACCGACUGGCGCAUACGAUUCACAGCAGUUGAACGAGUUACUGUAAUUACUCGAUUUAUGGAUUCGACACCACUACGCACCGAGGUUGGUCUACAAACGGCUUUGGCUACAGCAUUUUGUCAUCUUAUAGCCAGCAUGGAUGACAUCAAUGUGUAUGUAGCACAAAGAGCUACGCUAUAUAUCGGAACCAUACAUGACACAGCAAUUCGGUCACUCCUCUUCUGCUUGGAAUCGCAAUUUGAUUUGUUUAUUGUUGAUCGACCGGUGGUCUUGCAAUCUGUUUAUCAACUGCAUAAUUCUCUAUCGGAUCGUAAGAUUUUAACUUGGGAGUUUUUCCUAAAUCGUUUCGAUACCCUAUUUGUGGAAGCUCAAAUUACUUUGGAGAAAUGUGGCGAUAUUUCGUACUUAAGAGAUUUAAGAAAUUCCGAAAAUGGCAGUGAAGCUUUAUCAUCGAAAAUCUUAAAGGCUCGUGAGGCUUUAAGUCAGUCUGAUACUGCUACUGGUGGCAUGGCCAAAACAUUAAGUGCUUCCUUUGGCACUAAAUGGCCUUAUAAGAGGACCAUGUCAGCUCCUGCCAGCAUGAUACCCCGACAAGAUUCCAAAUUUGUACCCGAUAAAGAGAAAAUCUAUAGCCGCCAGAUUUCGGCACCCAUAUUAAAACGGAAAACAUCACGCUUUGGUUUGGGUCAGUUUUUAGGCUCUAGUAGUGGAGCCAGCCAAACUUGUACUAGUUAUAGUUAUCCAACAGCUAGCAAUACAUUAUCACACCGUGCGGCUUACAGUGCUCAUAUAACCACACACUCUGUAACGUCGUCACAUUCACAUCACUCACAACCUUCAGCCCCUCCAACAAAUACCGCCGCCAACUCUCACCCCACCAACAAUCCCCUACAGCCUCCCUGUCCCAUACAUUCCUCUACUCAUAAUCAUCCUAUGUCACAGCAACAUUUCUUCUUUUCCUCAACUUCCCAUCAGUCUAGUAGUAGUGCACCAGUAGCAACAACAUCAACUUUAGCCUCGACUCAUAGUCAAAGUCAUCAGUAUUUAGUGCAUUGUGUAGCGCCUAGUCAAACGCUAAUUCAUAGUCCAAUGCCGACGUUACAAGAAGCUGAUCAUCACAGGCAACAAACAAAAUCCCAACCUUCCACACAAUCACAUCAUUAUCCACAUCCAUCAACCCAUUCCUAUCACUCCCAUUUUCAAAAGCAUCCCUCGGCACCCAAUCUCCUGCCUCCUCCUCCACCCGCACCAGCACCUAGUCCCAGUCCAUCAGCUUCAGCCAUACCAAUGAUUUGUACUUGUGAUGUCGGUUGCACACAAGCAUCAACCAGUGCUAGUGCACCGGCACCUCAAGAUGGCCAUAUACACUCGUUAAGUGGCAUGAAUGAUGACAGUCUGAUUGGGCUAUUGAGUCGUAUUACCGAAUUAGAAGAAUCGGAUCGGGAAACUAUACAUUUGUUGGUAUUUUUAUUAAUGCAAUUUAUGUCUAGACCUGAUCAAGCUUAUCCUUCGGAAGAUAAGCCGAUUUCCAAAACCCAGGGUAUAGUUUUAAAACAUUUAUUCUUACUAUUGGGUCACAAUCAAAUUGACAAAACUUUCCAUACAUCACCCGAGAAUUUGAGAGCCUCGGCUGUAUUCAAUGCCUUUAUGGCCAACUUGCCACAAGUUUUAGAUCAAAAUCAUUUGAUCGGUGGUCUAAUAUUAUCGUCGGUAAUGCAAGUCAUACUUUAUGCACCAAAUCCCAAUAAUAAUGCUGCUGAUUUAUAUCAAAAUCAAGUCUUUAACUACUCUUUAUGGUAUUUGGAAUUGUAUCCUAGGCGCAAUUGGAUGUUUACCAUGUUGGUAGUGCUCUAUAAGUACUCGUAUACCCAACCACCGCAAAGUGCUUACGUUAACUCCGCUAUACGCAUUAUAAUGAAUAGUUUACGUAAUCAUUUUCAUCAGUGCCGUCGUAUACCGACUACAACCAUCUUGGAUAUGCAAGGUACUUCUAGGUCACGUGAUGUAAGCCAACCGUCAUUGGGUACUGAUCCCGAGGAUAAGGAACAAAGUCCUCCUGCUAGUCCCAUGUUUCCUUCAGAGGGCACCAGUGGUGCCUCAAAGGGCAAAGGACAAAAUGUGGCUUUUACUCCAAAAUUACAACAUGCUUUUAGAAAAUACAAUGACUCCAGUUUGGAUGCCGACGAAACGGAAUCGGAGCUGGUGGCCAUACCAGAAAGUGAUUUAUCCGACAGUACUUUACACGGCAGCAGUGCUCCUGGUUCUUUUGAUGAUACCAUACAUUUCGAGGAGAUUAACUCCUCAAAAUUAGAUGUUUUAAGAAGCCGUCGUACCACGGAAGAAACUAUGAAAAAUCAAAAAACCAUGAUCACUACCAAAACUGGUGAUACUUAUACCACGAAGAUCAAAUCCACUGUGUCGGAAACAGUCUCCACAACUGUGGUAGCUACACACUCAAGACACAGUCUACAGGAGGGAGUGCGCAUGAUUGUUACACCUUUGGUGGGUACAGAACCUUCAGAGACCGCUAUUAUAAGUCCACCCGUUGAUGUACAUCGUGCCAUAACUGUACGCAAUAAGUCACAAGAUUCGGCAGCCACUUCCACUUCUAAAAUGUUUGCUGCCAUAGCUACCAAUCAUUUAAAAGCUUUGGGUGCAUUACAAGACAUCACAAGUCCCAGAGUCACAGAAUCUAAAUCACAAUCCUCCACCAAUGGGUCACGUUCUACUAAUGGCAAUGGAGAAAGUUCUGACAAAAGACCAGUUGUUGCCAAACAGACAACAGUGGAACAGUCAAAGAAGCCCUUGGGUAGACACAAGACCAUUAUAGAAUGUAGUGCUGGCACUUCAUCUUCCUCAAAUGGUAACGAUGACUCCAGACUAAGUGCUAAUCACAAAAAGCUAACUUCCAAAACAUUGAAAAGAUCGGAUAAGGCCUAUGGCUCGCCGGAUUCACCACUCUCUAAAAUGAGUGUCAUGCCUAAUCCAGUAGAUGAAAUUGACCCUGCCACAUUACCGCCUCCCAAAAAUAUUGGCACUUUAGAAAUACCUACUCCCGAGCGUUUAUUACCCAUAGGCACCCAAGAAAGUGUAGCCGCCAUAGCAGAUCGCUUACGAGAAGGCCUCAACUUACCCGAUAUCAGUCAUUUGAAACAAGACAGUCUUGAUGUUUCGGAAAGUACUAAAGAUGAUGUUACACCCUCUAGUCGUACGAACUCACCAAGACGUCUAAUUAAACAAGUAGCCCUGGAAGAACCCCAUACCACGCAUCAUGUUAGUGCUCAACAAGCUGCGCACAAAGAUGAGACUCAACAUGAUUUACAUACGUCUAUUUUGAAAACGGUUCAGGAAGAUAAAAUGAAUGGGGCCUUAGGUCCUUCUACUACAUCGGCUGGGGCACAAAUACCCCAUAAUACAGCAGCUCGUACGGAUAGUGCUAAAAAACCACGACAAAAGAUGGCACCAUUUGCUGUAGAUGUCAAUGCUAUACCCGAUAUACGUUCGCGUUAUGCUGGCUCCUGGCCUCCGCCGCCAUAUCAACCACCCGAAGAACAAGAUGAUGAUUUAGAUGAUGGACUAGAGAAUGGUUUGGGCGGUCAAACAAUACCGCAGCCAGAUAGAGUGAGCACACGUCGAGUAGGUGACUAUACCGUUUGUGAACGCUGCUCAGAAUGUGGUGCUUUAAUUGAAGAAUAUACCGAUGAGGAGAUUGGUUUGUUAAUUGUUAUACUGGGUACUUUUAUACAUAGAGAACCCUCUAUGGCAGCACCAUUUUUACCGGAAAUAUUAACCAUAACAUCUAAGAUAUCUUCGACAUGCACUUACGCUUGGCAGGGUGAAAAUGGUCCACCCUUGUUAUGUAGUGCUCAAGCGGUAGCAUUACAAUUUCUGCGCUGUGUUUUACAUCAACUUGCACCCAAUGGUAUAUUUUUACAAAUUCUUCAGACAGAAGUUAUAAUGAAAGUUAGACGCAACACCUUCCGUAGCAUUGCCAAGGCUUUACAAGAUUUCCAGGAAUUAAAUGCUUCCAGUCCUAUUUAUAUGGUGUGUGAAGCUUUGCAAGCUAAAAAAUCUUUACCAAUAGAAAAUUUACCCAUUAUUUUCCGUAAUAUGGCCGAGUAUUUACAGUGUGUGGUACCCGAUGGUACGGUACAGUCGGCAUGGCCUCAGGCCAUGACUAGUUUGGAAAAUUUACUUAGACAAGUUAUUGUUAUAUUGCCCACCUUGACAAAUCAUGAAUAUCUUUUGGAUCUUAUGGUGGCUACACUGCGUUUGAAUUGUGUACCGAAAACACUGUUAGAUCCCUAUUCGAAAAUAUUAGCAUAUUGUGUGCAACAUACAAAUUUGGAUUAUUCAGUUUUAUACGAUAUUUGCAUUUAUUCACGUUCCUUUUCCCGAGAUCGUGAUAAGCAAUAUUUAUGCCGUCAAUUGAUAUUUGAAUUUGUUCAGGCUCUAAAGUUUAAAACCAAUAUACCAGAUCAUAAUCUACUAAUGAUUAUAGGAUUUGUGUUGUUGGAUGCUGGUGGUACUUUACCACCGGGUACAUUGCAAGAUAUACCAGAGGUUCCACCCAAUAUUUCUACAAAUUCGGCGGAUUGUUUGAGACAGUAUAUCAAUGAUGUUAUAGACUUUUUGGCAGAUUUUCAUACCCUCAGUAAAAUUAAGAAUUUCAAAAAUUCUCAAACCCAAAAUGGUUUGGGAGAAGAUACUUUGGGAGGUGUUUUAAAGGGUGCCGUAUCUCAAUAUUUGGCUUUGGAAAUGUCGCGUGGAAACUCUAGAGAUAAUAAAGCUGUAGCUAGAUAUUUACCCUGGCUUUACAAUGCUCCCUCAUCGCUGCAACAAGGACCCAAAGAAUUUACCGAAUGUGUGGGUCACAUGCGUUUGCUUUCCUGGCUGCUGUUAGGUUCUCUCACUCACAUGGCUCUAUUACAAAGACGUUCUACCAUACAUAUAGCCACGAAUGCAAAUGCCACUACUAAUCAACCAACGAAUGCCAACAAUCCAGCUGGUGGUCAUCAUUCAGCAGCUGCUGGUCAUGCUAAUUUCUCUCAACCUGUUCCCCAAGAAGCCUCCUGUCAUAUUGCCGAUCAUAUACAAGUUAUCUUUGCCGGUUUCGCCGAACAAUCCAAGACAUCUGUCUUGCAUAUGUCUUCAUUAUUCCAUGCGUUUACUUUGUGUCAAUUGUGGACAGUGUAUUUGGAACAAAUUGCUCAUACCUCCAAUAAUCCUGAGGGUAAUACUAUGGGUGUUCUCUUCGAGUUUUGGGCUAAAGUAACACCCUGUAUUUUACAACUGGUUUCACAUUCGAAACCUACUAAAGAAACCAAUGAUUUUUCACAGAAUUCUAAUGCCAAGCUUUCCGAAAUGGUAAAUUUGCAUUUCCUAAGUUUAUUGGAAGCAUUGAAGGAAACAAAUUCAACAGUUUUAAGCAAAUUAUUGCCAUUGUGGAGUCCAGUUUUGUCCUCGCAAACACAGCUUUCCGAUACUUUACAUGUGCGUUUACAAAACGUACGCGAUUAUGCUCCGGAUUAUGAGGAAAAGCAAACGCAUCAUGCCGAGAACUUAUUGAAAUGGUUACAACAUUUACAAUUUAAAAUGGGACAAAUUGAAUUGCAGGCCUCGACCGCAACUCAAUUCUAUUCAAUUUAAAAAAUCUGUUAAUAAAACAUUGAUUUAGACUAUUUAUUAAAAGUUAUAAUGACAGCCAAAUUAAAAAAGAAAGGACAAACGCAAGAGCUCAGCUCGCCAUAGAAGAGGAAUGACUUUUUAUAUUAUUUUAAAAAAAUCAUAAACGUUUUUGCAGUUAAAUGUUAAAUUUGUGUUAAAUGUUGUCGUUUGAAAUAAUAAUAUUAAUAAAAAACUAACUACCAGUAUAUGGAAAAUGUAAA
This is a messenger RNA of Lucilia cuprina (Australian sheep blowfly), 9526 nucleotides long. RefSeq names its product protein unc-79 homolog (gene unc79). The record is from RefSeq and is a predicted model, not a curated record. Gene Ontology annotation, molecular function: protein binding. The coding region runs from base 180 to 9287 and encodes 3035 amino acids. The transcript has 28 exons. NCBI's taxonomy places the organism in Eukaryota, Metazoa, Arthropoda, Insecta, Diptera, Calliphoridae.